Molecule: messenger RNA, 1014 nt
Organism: Aureobasidium musti
Lineage: Eukaryota; Fungi; Ascomycota; Dothideomycetes; Dothideales; Saccotheciaceae
Source: the annotation of a GenBank genome assembly
AUGACCGAGUCAUCAGUGAUGCCGAAACCACCCAGACCUCCGAAGCCAUCAUUCUCUAGUAUCUGGACUCAGAUGUAUCCUCCAAGUCCUGCCUUUACCGAGAAAGAUGUCUACGUCGUUACAGGAUCCAAUACUGGUGUGGGCAAAGAAGUGGCACAGAUCCUGUAUUCGAAGAACGCCAAAGUUUAUAUUGCAGCUCGGUCGGAGGAGAAAGCCAUGCAAGCGAUCAAUGAUAUUCAAACUGCAUGGCCUCAGUCAAAGGGUAGUCUUGAAUACCAACACCUCGACCUUGCCGAUUUAUCUGGCAUCAGAGGAUCAGCUGAAGCCAUCAUAUCAAAGGAGAGCAAGAUCCAUGUUCUGUUUAACAAUGCUGGUGUGCAAGCACUAAACCCGGACGGACCUACAAAAACUGCCCAGGGACACGAAAUCCACAUGGGCGUCAACAUCAUUGGCACAUUCCUCUUCACCAAACUACUGACACCAACCCUUGUCGAGACCGCAAAGACAGAAGAGCCCAACACUGUUCGAGUCGUCUGGGUUUCAUCUCUUGGUUUGGAAAUGGUCGGCGAAAAAUCUUAUGGCAUCACUCUUGACUAUCUCAAGUACUGGCCCUCCUGCACACCGCUGGAGAGGUAUGGCAUCAGCAAGGCAGGAAACUGGCUGUUCGCAGUUGAGUUUGCUAGACGCUACAAGGCAGAUGGAGUUGUCUCUGUGCCUUGCAAUCCCGGACAUCUCCGAUCUGAUCUAUACCGCGAUGGAGGCACAAUCUUCAAAGCUAUCAUUAAUACUUUCGUCGCGUAUCCUUCGGUCUACGGCGCCUACACUGAGCUCUUCUCUGGUCUCUCGGCUGAAAUAACACUCGAAAAGUCUGGUGAUUGGGUCGUGCCAUGGGGAAGACUUCACCCUUUGCGUGAGGAUCUGCUUGAAGCCACCAAACCAGCAUCUGAAGGAGGCAAUGUACAUGCCAAAAACUUCUGGGAGUGGACGGAAGAACAGGUCAAAGACUUCGUGUAG